Closterium sp. Naga37s-1 is the source of this 1305-nucleotide messenger RNA. The record is from the annotation of a GenBank genome assembly. NCBI's taxonomy places the organism in Eukaryota, Viridiplantae, Streptophyta, Zygnematophyceae, Desmidiales, Closteriaceae.
AUGGGGGGGCACGGGGGGUUGAACAUUCUUCCGCAGAAGCGGUGGAACGUGUACAAUUACGAGAACCGGGAGAAGGUGCGCAAGGACGAGGCGGAGGAGGCUGCGCGCGAGCAGGCGCUGGCGGAAGAGCAGCGCCUCCGCGACAGCGAGUUGCGCCUUCAGACUCUCCGCGCGCGCGCGCGGCAGCAGCACCUUCCACUUCCGCAGCAGCAGGCGGCGGCGGAGGAGCGUCUGCUUCCCCCGCAGGACCAAGCGGCGCAACCAUGGGCGGCAGAACAUCAUGCAGUGGUGGAUGCGGACUCGUCCCGUUUGACCGAAUCUCUCGCUAUAAGCUCACGCGACUCUGUUCCGCAAGCUGGCGCGCUUAACGCGGGUCACAUAAACCUCUUCGAAGGCUUAGACUCGGCUGAUUUCUCCGCGCUAGCGUGCGGUGCAGGCGCGCAGGCGAGCGACGCGGUGAGGCCCGGUCGCGCGCAGGAGGUGUGGGAGAAGGAGCACAAGGCGGGGGAGGAGGAAAAGCAUAGAUUAGGGUACGGAGCGGUGGGGAAGGGUGGGAAGCAGCCGUGGUAUGCCCGAGCGGGUGACUUGACAGCGGAGGAUGGGGAAGGAGAGGCGGGGAAGAUUAAGGGGGAUGCAGGAAGCAGGGCAGUGGGAAAGAGAAGACCUGUGGAAGCGAAAACAGACUCACAAAGAGUGACUUUUCAGGUGCCUCAAAAGUUGGACUCCGAAAGAGGAAAGAAGGUUGGACCUGGGAAAGAAAUUCACCCUGCAAAAGACGAAGUUAGAGACGACAAUGGUGAUGACGAUGAGGACAUGUCUAGUCCGAGGCACAAGAAGAAGCGGAAGCACCGAAAGAGGCGAUCUGCUUCGCAAGACUCUUCUUCCUCCACUUCACUUGCAAGCAGCGACGAUGACGAUGAUAACCACCGCCGCCGCCACCGCAGUUCAAGGAAACACCGUAAGCGGCAGCUCGUCAAAGCGAAAAUUUCCUCCGCUGAUCGGUCUUCCCCUGAGAGUCCUUCUUCCUCCUCGGACAGCGACAGUGAUCUUGGAGCGAGAAAGAAGCAGAGGAGCAGGCGGCAGUCUGAUUCGCCAGACUCCUCUUCCUCCUCAUCCCUUGCAAGCAGCGACGGUGAUGAUAACCGGCAGCACCACCGCCUGACAGUGAUCGUCGAGUGGGGAGAAGGCAGGGGAGCAGGCGCAGGCGCAGCGGCAGGGAUAGAUCCAUGGAGAGGGGUGGGCAGCGUCAACGCAAGGAGCAUGUCGUGGGGGAGAGGCAGGGGAGGGAGACACGCAGGGGGCUAG